This is a messenger RNA of Symsagittifera roscoffensis, 7682 nucleotides long. RefSeq lists its product as uncharacterized. The record is from RefSeq and is a predicted model, not a curated record. The transcript is spliced from 2 exons. NCBI's taxonomy places the organism in Eukaryota, Metazoa, Xenacoelomorpha, Acoela, Convolutidae. The coding region runs from base 139 to 7551 and encodes 2470 amino acids.
CAGCUGGCCUUUUACUUGAUUUUCUAAAGCAAAGUUGGUUUCAUAUAUUUAGUAGACCGAAUAACAAAAAAAAUACAUAUAUUUUUUCUCCCCUGGUUUUACUUCUCAACGAAGGUUUUCAAGAAUUACCAAUAAUCGAUGGGCGAAGCUGUUGGUUCUAUCCCGACAGACGAAGUCGGAUCAAGAGAUUGGCACGGUUCUGAUUACUCCAAUACCAAUUUCGUAAUGAUUCCCGAAUCACAGAGAUCAACCCAAAGUAUUUGGAGUCAUAUUUAUCCAAAACAGAACUGGUUCGAGGAGAUGAAAAUAUGCUUAGAACGAAACAAAACAGGGUCAGAUGCUACCGAGUGGAUUUUGUCCAACUUCUACAGGUGGGAUAAUUUGAGCAAUCUUCAAGCUUGUGAAGAUCUGUCACCGAAACAAAUACGAUGUUUGACGUCUGUACUCCAAAAAACGUUCCUAUCUUUUACAGCUGACAGAACCGUUCUCGUAGAAACUCUAAAUUCAACUGGAGUAAUGCACCGUCAAAAUGUGCUGUCAACGUUCUUGCUUCACUUUUCGAAAGGAAACGAUAAAUUCCGAGAAUUUUUAGUUUCCGAGAACCUCAAAGCACUUGUCGAACAGGAAGUUUUCGAGAAAAUACGAAGAGCGUUUUUGGACCAAAACUCGGAAGAUUCAGCGUCACGUGCAAAGAAACGAAGAAAUAAACUCUUCGACCCCGUGGAAGAAGUCGAACAAAUUUUAGUGAAUUUGAGUUUGAAUGAAGACGCUCGUAAAGAAGUUCUGGAAAAAAUACUUUUGUUUGAUGAUCUAACCACUUGUCUGAAUGCGUGCGACGAACUAACAAGAAAGCAAAUAAGAACUUUAGAGCAAAAACUUGAGUGUGUUUUCUAUCAGCUGAAAACCACCCCUGUUCCUUUACGAUUGAAUGAAACGGAGAUCUUGAAACAUGUAACAAAGGAUCUACUGCUUUCAGACGAAGCAAUCGAUUGGUUGCAAAUCUGGAUGUCCAAAAUCAAAUCAUCGGGACCAGAUCUCAACGAGAUUGAUAGGUGCGAAGAUUUGACCAAGCGCCAGAUUUCAAAUCUCAAAGAGCGACUAAGUGAUUUCUACGGAGUAGACCAAAAUUCCGGCAAAAAACGAAAGCGAUCUGACCCGCGAGAAGACUUUUUGAGUCAUCUGUCUGAAAUACUGGUUUCUAACGGCAUCAAUGAUUCAGCUCAAAAAUGGAUACUCAAAGAAGCGCCGAAAUUUGAGACUUUAGACUCAUUGCAUGAUUGCGAAGAUUUGACGACGAAACAGGCCCGGAAAUUGAAAGAAGAUCUUCGGGAAUUGUUCGAAACUUUUAAAUCAACAAAUUGUGUUAUUACAACAUCUCACAAAAAAUUUGUCUCUAGAACGCAACAAGAAGCUACAAAUCAAUUUUUACAAGUUCGAACGGAACAUGUAAAGCCUACAAAUUCUCAGGCAAUUAUUUCUGAGUCUCGUGUCUUUUUGGAAACGAGUUGCAUGGAAGUUGAUGAGAAGGAUUCUGAAAUAUCAUUCACACCGCUGAUUUUAUUUCACACCGAAAUGCAGGAAAACUUCCUGGUUGAAAAGUUUGCUCUGUGUGAAGCAGGUGUGAAAUAUAUUUGCGAUUCGGUUCCUGAACAUUUAAGAGGCGAGACCCCCGUUUUCUUCAAGUCAAUUUCAGGAACCCCGGUCAUCGAUUUCGCAACUUUGGACCAACAGAGUUUUGAAUGCAUUGGUCUUUUUGGUCCUCUGGAAGCCGUAUUUAGAAACCUACAAGCAUAUAUUUCCGAAUCGAAAUUGCAGGUUUUAGAACACGAAUUAAAAGAACAAAAAUCAGGACUAUAUUUAAUCGAAGUUCAAAAUAAGAGACGACAGUUUUUAGUUUUCUAUUCUGAGAACGAUUCCGAUUUUGUAUCCGUGAAGAAAGACUCGCGAGCCGUCCAUUUAUUGCGUUACAUGAGUCAACUCACCAAUAAUGUAGUCAUGUGUCUAGAUGAGAAAUACCAGGAAAGAUUGUCAAACGAAGGCGAAACAAUUGACGUGAAAAACGACCGAAGAACGAAGUACAAUCUGAAAAAACAUGAACUUCAACCUGAAACUUUCGUUUUGAAAAACGUGGGAGUCCUAAGAAACAAUUCGAUAAACAACUCACAGCUAUUUUGUUCACAAAAUAGUUUGAUUGCAGCAAAAUUUGAGAAAGUUGAGCGCCAAGAAAAAACAAAACCUUUGAACAAGACGGGAAACGUUACAGAAAUAGCAGAACUCAUGGAUUCCAUGAUUAUUGAAGACUUUAGUUCGAUUUCCGAUGCUUUCAAAAGUGACUACACGAAGACAUUUUUCCCGAGGAAGUUCGAGGAGUUCGAAUCGGAAAUUGCACAGAAAAUUGAAUCAAUUCGACCACUAGAAGAUACAAGCACUAAUGAUAGCGUCCUAACUUCGGUUGCUCUACACUUCGUCGAACUUUGUGGUUCGAAAAUACAAUUUGAAGUAGUAAAAAAAUAUUUCACUUCAAAUUCUUCUCUUCUUCAAAAUGAUGAUUUGGGGAAAAAUCGAAUCAAUUUUUCCAGUCGCUCAAUAAACGGACCACUUUCAAAGGAGGAUGAAACAUCUUUGAAAAAAGAAAUUAAAUCGGACGAAAAUGAAAAUAAGUUUGCUCUGGAUAAAUUUCUGCUUUGGAAAGCAUUAGAAGAUAAUGGAGGCUUGCCUGAAGCGUUUCUUGAAAAAGAAUUUUCUGAUACAUCUUGGAAUGACAUCAGAGACUGCGCCAUUAAACGUUUCAAUAGCAGCAUUUCUAGAGUGCUCCAAUCUAGAGCCACAAAAAACCUUGACAGCCAAAUGAAAAAUUGUGAAGCCAAACUGGAUUAUUCAAACCUGCCAGAAUUAGCCAAAACAUGCAUAGACAUUUUUAUUGAAUGGAUGUGUAAUCUUGUCCAGCUAUACAGCGAGAAAGCCAAGUUCGUAACGUUUUGUCGUCAAGAAGUGCAGGGCAAACUUGACCAAACUAAGAAACAGAAAUUGGACCAACGCAUUCAACAAUUUUUCUAUGAAACUUUCCUGAAGAAAAAAGUUGAACGCAGAGACACUGAUCAAAUUAAUUUGGCUAAAGUUCGACAAAUAAGGGAUUUAGUUGGCUAUUCGAAUGUCUCAGCCAAAUAUCAAUGCUUGUACGAAAAGAUUUCACUUGAGCCUGCAAAAACAAGGAUUGAGAUACAUCACAUGACUGUUAGUCGCGCGGAACAUCAGCGUCUUGCGACAUCGGAUGAUGUCCUAGAUAUCAGCCAGCUGGAUUUCCCACAAAUUGCAACACUAGAGUUUCCAGAAACUGAGGAACUUCUUAACGCCUUCCCACUGGAAAACAACCUGAUUUUAUUGGUUUGCAAUGUCGAAAAACUAUCAAAAACCGUUGUGCAUAAUCUGUCGAACGUCAAUAAACCCGUUUUAGACAUGCCAUUUGGUAAAAAUGUGAGCUCGGCGUCCUUCGACUACAAGUCAAGAGUCUUGGCUAUUCAAUCGAUCAUUGACCCUGGAAUUGUGCAUAUGUUUAAGUUCGAAGAAGGUUUCAGCUCGCGACACAAUUUAAGACUAGUUGAUUUGAACAAACUGUUUGGCGUUGAGAAAAUCGUGGCGUUGUGUUUGCAGCCAAAUAGUAAAUUUUUCUGGUUUGAGAGCGAUGGCAGAAUCCGUAAAAUUGACUACAAAAACAGUGCCAUGGUUGAAGCUAUCAAAUUGGACGGCGUUGGUAAAACAACACUUAAAUGCACUUCAGAAGGAUCUUGUGUGGUUGCCAUCAAAGACGAUGACGAUGCAUGGCCUGUUAUGACAGACACUGGAAAUACGCUACCAAGAGUCGAAGGCUUGUCCAGAGAUGUUGCUAUCUUCUCGCUAUGCAACCAGAUCCUGGCUGUGACUUCUUUGGACUCCUACCUUUCUAUUCAUCAGAUAAUAGUUACGGGAGCUCAGCAUGAAACAAAACUUAGCAAAUCAUCUUUGGACCACCAGAAAACCGAGGGAUUAGAAAUGAACACUGGGGGCAUCAAAGAACAUUGGAUCAAUUACGUUUACUGGAUGUACACAAAGUUUCCUUGCAACGAUCUUUUGGCAUCGAACCAAGCUGUCAACAACUUCUGGAUUACUGUUGGGAAAAACAGUUCCGACAUCCAGUCAAAAAUUUCUCAAGAAAUAAGACGAAUUUUGAGAAAGAUCCAGAAAACUCGAAAACCAACAGACUAUUUGAAAUUUCGCGAAAAAGAUUUUGAGGAAUCGCUCUCCGGCAUCACAGAUAUUGAAGUAUCUGGAAUACCUAUGGGUACUUUCCUUAAACGCCUAAUAACUUUUGUCCCGAUUCAAAUUGCGCGGUGCCAGUCUAAUCAAUUUUCCAUUUUGGAUAAUGGUCAGCCCGUAUCUCUGGAUUCUGUCAAUGAAGUUUUUGAUUUAAUGGGAAAAAUCAAUUAUGGAUUCUAUGAGAGCAUUUUUAGGGCAUGGCCUGGAAAUAUUAAAGUCAUAUCUUCAAUGGGCAAGCAAACGACAGGGAAGAGCUAUACCCUUAACCAUCUGACAGGAUCCUCAUUCAAUAUUGCCGGAACCAGAUGUACAGACGGAUGCUGGAUGACCGUGAAAGAGCAAGAUGAUUGUCUCUACGUCAUCUUAGACUUCGAAGGAAUUGGUAGCUUCGAGAGAACUGAACAAGAUGACAUGCUUUUAUCCCUGUUCAACAGCGCAAUUUCGACUACUACUAUUUUUAAAACCGACAAAAGACUCGACAGAGAUGUCGACAAAAUGUUCAACAAGAUCAACAUGGGAAGCGAUCAGCUUAAAGGAAAUGAAAAAGUGUUUAAAGGGAAGUUCAUGAUUGUCAUUAACGAUGUCGCAGAACAAGAUGUCAAGGACACCCCAAAAGAGUUCGAGGAAAAAAUCAGCAACAUUGUAAAAAAGAGUGAAAAAAACUUCAUCGAGAACCUAUACAACAGUGACUUCGAAAUAAUGGCGUUCCCAGCAUUUGAGAGCCGCGAAUAUUACGAGAGUACUUCAAAUCUUCUCUCUAUAGUGCUGGAAGAAAUUAGGCCGGUUUUCACUUCAGGGCCAGACUUUUUAGAAACUGUUAAAUUACUAAUGGCAAAACUGGCCAUCAGUGAUUUCUCACCCCUAGACCGUCAACAAAUAGAUGAAAGAGCGCAAUCCAUAAGAUCUAUGCUGAACUUUGCUAUCUAUCUUGGACAAAUAUCCGACGAAAGUCCCAAGAAAAAAGAAUUGGACUUGAAGAGCUUUGACGACUCGACGUUUAGGAUCCCACUUGAGAAAGAAAUCGAUUUAGCCGGAGUGGGAAACGUAACACUGAAUGAUUUCGACACUGUCUUCAAAGAAAACCAACUUGAGAACACUGUGAUGCAGUUCUUGGCCAUAAUGGAGCCCAAUUGUGAAAACUUUGUCGAGUGGCGUAGUGGCCUCCAAAACUUCUUAAGGGAGACUAUAAUAUUCAGAUUUGAGCGAAUUAAGCAAUGGCUUGACGCCAACUUCCAAAUAUGGACUUCCAGAGAUAAUGCGGAGUAUGAUGACGUCAUAAAUAUUGUCAUGGAGAACCUUGAAAAUCGAAAGACAUGUUUUGAGCAGACAUAUAAGUUUUGCGAGGAGAAAUGCACUGAAUGUUUUUUGAAAUGUACACAAAUUGCCAACCACAAAAGCGGCCAUAAGUGCUCGACUAGCCACCUUUGCGCGGCCCAAUGCGAAUACUGUGAAUUUGGCAUGAACAAGUGUAAAAUUCCUUUCGGCCAUGAUGGUAAACACGUGUGCAGAGAGAUGUACAUCAAUCAUGUAUGUAGCGAGUCCUGUAAGUUCAGCGAGUUAAACGGUUGUGAUGGCGAAUGUCAGAAAAUCACUGGCCAUGAAGACGAACAUGCGUGUUCGGAGAAAAGACAUCCCUGUAAAGAAGUUUGCACUCUAGAUGGCUGCGACGGACGUUGCAUCAUUGACUGUGACGUAGACCACACUGUUCAUAAGUGCACUAAGGAACAAUGCAUUAACAAGUGUUCCCUUCCCACAUGCACAAAUAAGUGUGCGGCUUUGGACCAUUUUCAUGGAACCAAAUCCUCGAGUAAGUUUAAGGAGGAACAAGGUAUGGCGGACGAGCCCGCGUUUCUUCUGGAAGAUGGGGAGACGCAAUAUGACUGUGCAGAACAUUUCUGCGGAAAAGAACACCAAUGUGACAAAGAGUGCGAGCAUGACGGCAAUUGUCGUGUAUGGACUGAAAAGCAACCCGAAGACGAGACCUUUGAGGGUGAGAGAGAUACUUUUACUUACAACGUCAAAUUUGCAGAAAUGGGCAAGAAGGAGAAAUGUCGCCAGAAGUUGAAACCUUUCACAACAAGGCACGAUGGAGGUCAUUCAUGUUCAAAAGAAGUUCACUUCUGCACGACUAUCUGCCCAACAUGUGAGAACUUCUGCAACAAAGCAGCCAACCAUGAAAACAAUGGAGACACUUUGCACCGUACCAGACAUGGUAACAUGCGAAAAUGCUUUUUCGUCGCAAACGAAGAUGAAAUUCAAGUUGGAACUCACAAAUACAAAGUGGGGGAGCCAGCAGUUGCUGAAAUAUGUCACGUGUUUUGCAAAUCUCUUGGACGAGGACACAUUCACAUAGUUGAAUGCGACAGCGAAGAUUCGACUGCUUGUAUCUAUAGUGCAAGAAAGGAUCAAAGACGCCAUGAGUCUACAAGAUACCAUCCGAACCCAGAAAAACCCAAAGACGAAAUCACUCAUAAAGCUUAUUGGGCGUCCGUUGGGUUCGAGGAUCCCUGUCAAGAGAUUGAUGCCGAGGACUUCCAGAAGUGUCCUGCGUACUGCGCUGCUGAAAUGCACGAGGAAGAAGAAGAACAAAUAUUUUGUGAAAAGCCCCUUUGGCAUAACCCUGUAACUUCUAUGGCGGAAAUUUCUCGCAUGUCUGGAUUCCUCACGAAAGAUGGACAUGUAUUCCCAUGUCAGCAUCCCUCAGGAAUAUAUCAUUUUGUUCUAUGCCUCGAUGCUUCGGGAUCCAUGACCGGAAAACCUUGGGAUGAUGUCAUUGGAGCAGUUCGAGUUUUUGUAGCCCAGCGACUAGUUUUAUCAUCAUCAACAGACAGGAUGUCGAUUGUAAUUUAUAAUUCUAACGCCAAAAUAGCGGCUGAGUAUGAACCAAUUAAUUCAUUUUCUAGAAACUGGCUGACAUUCAUGAGCGGAGGUACGGAUUUUAGCAUAGCUCUCAACACUGCUGAUCAAAUAAUUGGAAGCCAUUUGGAUGAAAACAUCAAGCCUGUCUUGAUUUUCAUGUCUGACGGAGGAAGUUCCAAUGGAGAAGUUGAAAUGGAACAACUAGCCAGGAAAUACUGUGUGUCCAAUGGUCUCGAUGUCUACACUCUGGGAUUUGGAAUUAUCCAAUUUGAGAAACUAAAGGAAAUGGCCAGAUUGGGCAGAGGACAGUUCUUGGAAGCUGUAGAUGGACUGCAACUCAGAACAAUGUUCGUAGAAAUUUCCGCAAAGCAUCCUGCUAACAUUGGAGUGUCAUUCUAAAUUAGAAAUCACUGAUAUCCUAAAAUCUAAUCGAGUUUGUGUAAUUUCCAAAAGAAGAGUGCCAAGUUAUUCUAUCUAGGGCUAAAAGCAUUAAGAUGUUUUAAAUACAUUUUGUUUCUGGUAACAAUAAA